CAGACAUCCCAGGAUUCACCUCUUCUUGUUGUCAUGUCAGCAACAUAACAGACAAGAUUUUUCGUCGGUGACAAAUUUGAAAAUGUCACUUAUAUUAGGUGGAUCCUGGGUAUUGAAAUGUUUAGAUCAGACCAAGUUUCUCAUUUAGAUAGAGAUACGAAACUAACUAUAAACAGCUUUAUCAGAGAAGACGCAACAUGGCGCACUCCACAGAAUUUUAUCUCCGAUAUUAUGUUGGUCAUAAAGGCAAAUUUGGGCAUGAAUUUUUAGAAUUUGAAUUCCGUCCUGAUGGAAAGUUACGAUAUGCAAAUAAUUCCAAUUAUAAGAAUGAUACCAUGAUCAGAAAAGAGGCUUUUGUUCAUAAAUCUGUAAUGGAAGAAUUAAAGAGAAUAAUAGAAGAUUCAGAAAUUAUGCAGGAAGAUGAUACAUUGUGGCCCUCACCAGACAGAGUUGGAAGACAGGAAUUGGAAGUGGUAAUUGGUGAUGAACACAUUUCUUUCACAACUUCUAAAAUUGGUUCAUUAGUUGAUGUUAAUCAGAGCAAAGAUCCUGAGGGUUUGAGAACAUUUUAUUAUUUGGUUCAAGAUUUAAAAUGUCUCGUGUUUUCUUUGAUUGGAUUACAUUUCAAGAUCAAACCAAUUUGAAAUUGGCAAUAUCUUUUAUCAGUGUAUUUUUGUUAUAUGUAAUCUUGUUUAUCAUAUGUAUAUAUAAUAUCAUGUAUUUUAGAAAUAAAGAAUAGAACUUCUUUGAUUUAAGAUAAAGUUUAUGACCCUUGUGAAAACACAUAAAAUUGUUUAUUAUUUCAUUUGUAGAAUGGCUUUUGAUAAUCAACAAAUGAUAAAUUCCCUUAAGAAAUAGAUAAUUGACUUCGUUCAUAUUUCAUGUGUACAUUAUUUUAUGAGAAAUAAAAUUUAACAUACUUAUA
Lottia gigantea (owl limpet) is the source of this 925-nucleotide messenger RNA. RefSeq lists its product as hypothetical. Bases 198 to 644 code for a protein of 148 amino acids. Gene Ontology annotation, cellular component: exon-exon junction complex; nucleus; catalytic step 2 spliceosome. The record is from RefSeq and is a predicted model, not a curated record. The transcript is spliced from 7 exons. NCBI's taxonomy places the organism in Eukaryota, Metazoa, Mollusca, Gastropoda, Lottiidae. Gene Ontology annotation, biological process: RNA splicing.